Camellia sinensis is the source of this 2342-nucleotide messenger RNA. NCBI's taxonomy places the organism in Eukaryota, Viridiplantae, Streptophyta, Magnoliopsida, Ericales, Theaceae. The record is from RefSeq and is a predicted model, not a curated record.
GAGGGAGAGAGAACAGAGUGUAGCCUCAUCACUCAUCACUCAGCUCUCUCUCUCUUCCCCAAACCUCAUUCAAUGCGCCGUCCGUACAACGCCGGAGUUGUCAGAUUCCGAUCAGUCUCGAACAUUUUCCGACGAAUGUGUCAGAUUCCGGCGAAAGACCGAGCUCUAUAGCUACACAAUCUCUCCAUUUGUGUUUUUUUUUUCAAAAAUUUUAAAAAAUUGUGUGAAUUUUUUAAUUUGUGAGCGUUGUUUAGGGUUUUGCGGUAAUAGAAAGCGAAUCGUAAGGGUUUGUGUAAUGAAAGCGAUGGAGCAAAGUGAACCAGUGGUUGCGAAGGCCUCGGAUUUCUCGGGUAGGAAGCUUGCGAGACAACUCGAUUUCACGGUGAUGUGUAGGGCUUCGGCGAAUGCGAUAUUGCCUGAUCAUCCUCAAGCGCAAUUACAGUCGAAAUUGCUAGCAUUAGCACGGUCACAAGCAUCACAGCUGCAGUCACAGCCACAAACGGUGCCGCAGUUGCAAAUUCAACCGAGACCGAAACAACCGGUGCCGAUUAUGCCUCGUGUGGCGCAUCAGGGGCGGCCGCAGCCUCGGCCGACAUUGCCAGUAGUCAUGACAGAGUCUCCAAAAUCACGGCAGCGUUGUAACACAGAAGUAAAGGAUGGUACUCCAAAGAAACAAAAGCAGUGCAAUUGCAGAAAUUCUCGAUGCUUGAAGUUGUAUUGUGAGUGCUUUGCUUCGGGGAUCUAUUGUGAUGGUUGCAACUGCACAAAUUGUCACAAUAAUGUUGAGCAUGAUGCCGCUAGGCAACUGGCUGUUGGAGCAACCUUAGAGCGUAACCCAAAUGCUUUCAGACCAAAGAUUGCUAACAGUCCACAUAAAUCACAGGAUGGAAGGGAAGAGGCGGAGGAAGUUUCAGUGGUGGCAAAACACAACAAAGGAUGUAACUGCAAAAAAUCAGGGUGUCUCAAGAAAUACUGCGAGUGCUUUCAGGCCAACAUUCUGUGUUCUGAAAAUUGUAAAUGCAUGGACUGCAAAAACUUUGAAGGAAGUGAAGAGAGAAGGGCUCUUUUCCAUGGGGACCAUGCUAAUUUCAUUUCGCAUGUUCAACAGGCAACCAAUUUAGCAAUUAAUGGGGCUAUUGGGACUUCAGGUCUUGGUACCCCUCCAGCUUCCAAGAAGAGAAAAUAUCAGCAACUCAUUUUUGGUCCAACACCCAGUGAUCAAUCUAUUCUUGGGAUUGAACAGUUUCAACAGGAAAACUAUUUAAGACCUUCUGCUACCUCUUCGUCUCUGUUAUCUGCACCUGUUUCUUGCACUGCUUCAGCGUCUAUGGGAUCUUCUAAAUUGACAUACAGGUCUCCAUUAGCAGAUGUUCUUCGAUCACAGGAUGUCAAGGAGCUUUGCUCACUUUUGGUCAUAGCUUCUGCAGAAGCUACAAAGGUCCUUGCAGACAGAGAGCGAAAAAUGGAUAAACAAGUGGAAAGAGAUCAGCUCGAAGAUUCUGCUGUUUCUUCCGCUCAUCAGGGGAAAAUAGAAGGUAUUGUGCAAACAGCUAUUCCUGAUGACCGUUUGAGUGGGAACCAAGCAGACAUAGCGGAUGAUUCGAUAUCAGAUGGAAGCGAUGCACAAACUAGAAGGCCACUGUCUCCUGCAACAAUUGCACUGAUGUGUGAUGAACAAGAUGCAAUGUUCAUGGCAGUUGGGUCUCCAGAUGCUGCCGCAAGCUGUAGUGGAAACACAACUCUUAAGUCAUCUCAUGGGCAGGGCUUCAUCACAGAGCUUUAUGCAGAGCAGGAAAGGCUUGUCUUGAUGAAGUUCUGGAAAUUUCUCAACAGGCUUAUCACUUGUGGAAGCAUUAAAGAGUCCAUGCAUUCUCCUUUAUCGAAAACCAAACCGGGUAUCCAACAACAACCAUUGGAUGAUAACAUCGUAACAAAAACUGAACCAAGUCACAAGGAGCCCGAUGAAAAUGGCAUGGUUAAAUCUGCUCAUCAAGUUGUUGCUGAAACGCCGGAGAGUGCUGUUGCAGUCCCGUCUGGUGAUAGUUUGUUUUCGAAGGUUGAAUUGUUGCAUCCAAAUGGAAAGAUACAACCAGAGAUCAAGAAAGAGAUGUAGUUAGUACAAAAGUUAUCAACUUACCUCUGAAAUGCAUAGGUAUGAUUUUUAGCUGUUCUUGAUUCUGUCAUAGUAUAGUCUUGUGUCUGAUGUUAGAACUGUUGGUUGAAGUCAUAACGCAACUCAACGAGCUUUUGUCCCAAUUAUUUGGGUCAGCUAAAUUACAACUGACUUGUUGUAUGGUCCAUCAUUAAUAUAUAUUUAUGGUUCAUUUAAAUCAUUUCUCUCA